Peronospora belbahrii is the source of this 354-nucleotide messenger RNA. NCBI's taxonomy places the organism in Eukaryota, Oomycota, Peronosporomycetes, Peronosporales, Peronosporaceae. The record is from the annotation of a GenBank genome assembly.
AUGUCUCCAAGUGCUCUGAUCGAGAUCGUGGGCUACAACCCUGAUCGCAUUAAAAUUGGCUGGAAAUGUGUGGACUGCCCUGAUCCGGGUACUAUUAAGGUCUGCCUCAAGAAGGGCAGCAACCCGUGGUUGGUUGCCAUUCAGCCCGCGAACACGCGUAUCGCCGUCAAAAGCCUGUUGAUAAAUGAUAAAGCAAGCCAAAUGCUAGAAAGAGCCUACUACUACAUUGAGAGCGUCGACGAGGUGCCGUUUAACAGCGUUAAGGUGGAUAUUACAUCCGUUACUGGUAAAAUCGUCUCGGGUACGUACUCAUUGAGCAUCGGCAAAUGCGCCGACACAAUGCAGCAAUUUUAA